Molecule: messenger RNA, 2751 nt
Organism: Phaethon lepturus (White-tailed tropicbird)
Lineage: Eukaryota; Metazoa; Chordata; Aves; Phaethontiformes; Phaethontidae
Gene: RBM5
Product: RNA binding motif protein 5
Exons: 22
Biological process (GO): mRNA splicing, via spliceosome
Cellular component (GO): nucleus
Molecular function (GO): RNA binding
Source: RefSeq, a predicted model, not a curated record
AGGGAACGGGAGCGCAGGAACAGUGAUAAAUCAGAAGAUGGAUACCAUUCCGAUGGCGACUAUGGAGAGCACGACUACAGGAACGACAUUAACGAUGAGAAAGAAAGCAAAACCAUCAUGUUACGUGGUCUCCCUAUCACGGUUACAGAGAACGAUAUUCGGGAGCUUAUUGAGUCCUUUGAAGGUCCUCAGCCUGCAGACGUGAGGCUGAUGAAAAGAAAGACAGGUGUAAGCCGUGGUUUCGCCUUCGUGGAGUUUUAUCACUUUCAAGAUGCUACCAGCUGGAUGGAAGCCAAUCAGAAAAAGCUGGUGAUUCAAGGGAAGCAGAUUGCGAUGCACUACAGCAACCCCAGGCCUAAAUUUGAGGACUGGCUUUGCAACAAGUGCUGCCUUUACAAUUUCAGAAGGAGGCUAAAAUGCUUCCGCUGUGGAGCGGACAAAUUCGAUUCAGAACAGGAGGUGCCACCUGGAGCAGCAGAAGCCGUUCAGUCUGUGGAUUAUUACUGUGAUACCAUCAUUCUCCGGAACAUUGCUCCUCACACAGUAGUGGAAUCCAUCAUGACUGCCUUGUCUCCAUAUGCAUCUCUGGCAGUCAAUAAUAUUCGUCUUAUCAAAGACAAGCAGACUCAGCAAAAUAGAGGCUUUGCAUUUGUGCAGCUGUCCUCUGCCAUGGAUGCUUCUCAACUGCUGCAGAUCUUACAAAGUCUUCAGCCACCGUUAAAAAUUGAUGGCAAAACAAUUGGUGUUGACUUCGCAAAGAGUGCCAGAAAAGACUUGCUUCUCCCAGAUGGCAACAGAGUCAGCGCCUUCUCUGUGGCAAGUACAGCCAUUGCUGCAGCUCAGUGGUCGUCCACUCAGCCACAGACUGGAGAAGGCAGCACCCUUGACUACAGCUACCUCCAGUCAGGACAGGAUGGAUACACACAGUAUGCUCAGUACUCCCAGGAUUAUCAGCAGUACUACCAAAAUCAAGGAGGAGUGUUGGACACAGACGCGGCUACCAUAUCAGGAGCUCCGGUCACUACCACCACAGCUGCAGUUGUGUCCCAGAGUCCUCAGUUAUAUAAUCAACAGACAAACUCACCUGACUCUCCGACACAAUCAGCACCACCUACUACUAGCAGUCAGGCACAAACGGCUCCCCCAACUGGCGUAGUCCCUGGAACCAAGUAUGCUGUCCCUGACACUUCCACCUACCAAUAUGAUGAAUCUUCAGGAUAUUACUAUGAUCCUGUAACAGGGCUCUACUAUGAUCCCAAUUCCCAGUAUUACUACAAUGCCUUAACCCAGCAGUAUCUUUACUGGGAUGGUGAAAAGGAGACCUACAUGCCUGCUGCAGAAGGUAUCACGUACCAACAAACAGCUACCACAACCACCACCAAAGAAGUGAAGGAGAAGAAAGAGAAGCCAAAGAGUAAAACAGCUCAACAGAUUGCUAAAGACAUGGAGCGCUGGGCAAAGAGUUUGAACAAGCAGAAAGAGAACUUCAAGAAUAGCUUCCAGCCACUGAGCACCAGGGAGGAGGAGCGGAAAGAGUCGGCGGCUGCAGAUGCAGGCUUUGCCCUCUUCGAGAAAAAGGGAGCUCUGUCUGAGAGACAGCAGAUCUUGCCAGAGGUGAUGAAAAAUGGGGACGAUGAAAAUCCACUGAAGCGUGGCCUCGUGGCUGCCUACAGCGGUGAUAGCGAUAAUGAUGAGGACUUACUGGAAAGAAUGGAGAAUGAGGAAGAGAAGCUGACUGACUGGAAGAAGAUGGCUUGCCUGCUGUGUAGAAGGCAGUUCCCAAACAAAGAUGCUCUGAUUCGGCACCAGCAGCUCUCCGACUUGCACAAGCAAAACAUGGAUAUCUAUAGGAGAUCAAAGCUUUCCGAGCAGGAACUUGAAGCCUUGGAGCUGCGUGAGAGAGAGAUGAAAUACAGAGACAGAGCAGCUGAGAGGCGGGAGAAGUACGGCAUCCCAGAGCCCCCUGAGCCGAAGCGCAAGAAGGUCUAUGACGCUGGCACGGUUAAUUACGAGCAGCCCACCAAAGACGGCCUUGACAACAGCAAUAUAGGCAACAAGAUGCUGCAGGCCAUGGGCUGGAGGGAAGGUUCAGGCUUGGGAAGAAAAUGUCAGGGCAUCACAGCACCUAUUGAAGCCCAAGUACGAAUGAGAGGAGCUGGCUUGGGAGCUAAGGGCAGCUCCUACGGUGUUUCCACUGCGGAUUCGUACAAAGACGCGGUGCGGAAAGCCAUGUUUGCUCGCUUCACGGAGAUGGAGUAAUGCGCUCUGGCCCACAAAGUACUUGUUAGCCAGAACUGACUGUUAAACUCUGUAGCCUUGGUGGCCUGGCCGUAUUCUGGUUAUGGUUUAGAGUUGACCAUUUAAUUCCCUUGGACUUGUUUCCCUCUCAGCAUGUAACACUUCCAUGAGCAGGUUCUUCGAACUGCCCCACCUUUCAUGCUGGAGAGGUCCUGGUUAGACCGAAGGGGAUGCUGAUCUUUAUAUGGUCCUGUAUAUAGUGUAAUGUAUUUUGUGUUUGGAGUGUGUUGUCCAGAAGCCGCUCCUGCCCUCUAGAGCAAGGGCAGGGCCUGUUCCCUGUGGUUUCACACUGUCUCUGCUCUUUUGUUGUAUUGUCUGUCUUGAGGGUUUUUUUUUUUGAGAACUUUCCUGUACAUUUUGUAUGAUACAUCUUUGUAUAGACUUUUUGAAGACUUUGAUUCUAGUUGCCAGUUCGGCUCAUUUCCAAAAGAAAUACAUCCAGAAAUGAUCUUA